This is a messenger RNA of Melozone crissalis (California towhee), 1005 nucleotides long. RefSeq names its product transmembrane protein 11 (gene TMEM11). Gene Ontology annotation, biological process: inner mitochondrial membrane organization. Gene Ontology annotation, cellular component: mitochondrial inner membrane. NCBI's taxonomy places the organism in Eukaryota, Metazoa, Chordata, Aves, Passeriformes, Passerellidae. The transcript has 2 exons. Bases 9 to 590 code for a protein of 193 amino acids. The record is from RefSeq and is a predicted model, not a curated record.
UCUCCAAGAUGGCGGCGUGGGGAAGGAGGCGCGCGGGCCCCGGCAGCACCAACAGCGGCGGCGGCCGGGACAGGGUGACCUUGUCCUCCACGGACUGUUACAUUGUGCAUGAGAUCUACAAUGGGGAGAACGCUCAGGACCAGUUUGAGUACGAGCUGGAGCAGGCGCUGGAGGCGCAGUACAAGUACAUCGUGAUCGAGCCCACGCGCAUCGGGGACGAGACGGCGCGCUGGAUCACCGUGGGGAACUGCCUGCACAAAACGGCCGUGCUGGCGGGCACCACCUGCCUCUUCACGCCCCUGGCACUGCCCGUAGAUUAUUCUCACUACAUCUCCCUGCCUGCCGGAGUGCUGAGCGUGGCUUGCUGCACCCUGUACGGGAUCUCGUGGCAGUUCGAUCCCUGCUGCAAGUACCAGGUGGAGUACGAUGCCUAUAAACUCUCGCGCCUGCCCCUGCAUACGCUCACCUCGUCCACUCCCGUGGUGCUGGUGAGGAAGGACGACCUGCACAGAAAGAGACUGCACAACACGAUAGCACUCGCUGCCCUGGUGUACUGUGUAAAGAAGAUCUAUGAACUCUAUGCUGUAUGACUUCAGCAGGGAAGAGAGAAACCCACAAAGACAAGUGUAUUAAGACUCCCACAGUAACAUUUUGUUUUUCCUCUUUGAGAAGCGGUGGAGACUGGGAAGGAUUUGGUUUGAUAGAGCUGUUAUUUUUCAGAUAACGUAUCACUGGUGCACCAAGGUUUUUCAGCUCUUCGUUACACUUGAGAUGUGGAUGUGUGGUGACUUGAGAUCCGUAUGUUAGGCCAGGGGAGUCCAAUCCAGCAGCAGAAUGUCAGUGAAAGAAAGCAAUAGAAAGAAGGGGUGUGAGAGCUGCUUUCUUUUUUUUUUUUCUUUUUUUUUUUUUCUUUUUUGGGAAACAUUUAAGUAUAUUGUUUAAUUGUAUUACACAGAACCAGCCAGAAGUUAUCAUUGACCAUUAAAGGAUGAGAAUUUCAAAUGC